AUGGCGUCUCCUUCCUCUGACCCCGUUGAUAUCCGGCGGAGAAGUCCUGCCCCAAUUGCUGCUGCUGGAUCUCCUCUCCCUGGUUCGCAUUCGAGACAUGUUUCUAUUAAUCGACUGUCUUCGCCUGUCCCGUCGUCUCGCGGCAACCUCAACACCCCCCCCGUUGCACAAGUACCUACUCCCCAGCAGUUAGCUGUUGAUAGUCACAACACCUCGGCACUCCCUAAGAUUGAACAUGGUACCUCUCUUCCUGGUCCUGGACAGUCUGCCUUGUCCACCGCCCUAGCUGGCAGCUCGAGCCGCACUCCACCAAGUGCUCGUACUCCCGACGGGCCUUCUACACCCAAGCAACCGUUUCUGAAUGCUUCCGUAGGCCUCGGGAGCCAUGACAGAUCAAACAAUUAUGGCUCAUUCGGCGCACGAGAUAUGGCUAGCAGCCCUGCUCCAACCGAAGACCCUGAUAUCAUCCGGCGACAUCUUGUCCAACCCGAUCACCCUCCCACUCGCCUCGGUCGAUCUCGAGGCUUAGACAGUGACGAAGCAGACCACGAUCCGGGCUCCGACGAAUUCUCCAGUCUUCGUUUACAAGGGGGAGACAUAACGCGAGCUGUAUAUCGUUGGGCCGAAGAGCAAGAUGCCAAUGGGCCCGGCAGAGCACAACGGAGUAAAAGUUUCCAUGUACAAAGACCGGACCCUGAGAGUGAAGUGUUGGACAUUAACAGCAUCCGUGUUCCUGGUGGAUUUCGCCGCAACUUUCUUCGAAGAGCCGGAGAGUCUCCUGCCCCGGUCGGACGCAGCGCAGAUGGACCUUCUCAGACAGGCGUUCACAGGAGCGAUGCCUCUAAUACGCGCCCGCCACCACUUUUCACCAAUAACUUCCUGGAAUUCCUAACCCUUUACGGGCAUUUCGCUGGUGAAGACUUGGAGGAGGACGAUGAGGUUCUUGAACCUGAUGAAUAUUUCUCUUCUGAUGCCUACGACGAUGAAGGUAGUGACCGAGAGCCCGGAGAGACAAGUACUCUUCUGACACCAGGCACUCCGGGCUUGCGAAAGAGGAAACAUAAGGAACGAGCUCCUACUGGCAACAACAGCCGCUUAAACGCCGCUCUCUUACUGCUGAAGUCCUUUGUGGGUACGGGUGUACUAUUUCUUCCCCGUGCCUUUCUCAACGGUGGUAUGCUUUUCUCCUCGCUGGUUCUGCUAGGCGUUGCAAUUUUGAGCUUUCAUUGCUUCAUAUUACUUGUCAAUACUCGUCUCAGAGUUGAAGCCUCAUUUGGAGAAAUCGGUGGCAUCCUCUACGGUAGAUGGCUCCGCGGCUUGAUUUUGUUCUCCAUUGUCAUCAGUCAAAUUGGCUUUGUUGCAGCCUAUACGGUGUUCACCUCGGAAAAUCUACAGGCUUUCGUCCUAGCCGUCUCCAAGUGCAAGACCUUCAUCGACAUCAAGUUCAUGGUCUUGAUGCAGCUGAUCGUCUUCCUGCCCUUAAGCUUGGUCCGCGAUAUCAGUAAACUUGGCUUCACCGCUCUCGUUGCUGAUGCAUUCAUCCUGCUUGGUUUGAUAUAUCUAUACUAUUACGAUACUCACACCAUCAUCGAGUAUGGUGGAAUAGCGGACAUUACACUAUUUAACCCCUCAACAUGGACCCUUUUCAUCGGCACAGCAAUUUUCACCUUCGAGGGUGUGGGCCUCAUUAUUCCAAUCCAAGAAACAAUGAAAGAGCCCAAAGCCUUCCCCGGCGUCUUAGCCAUGGUCAUGGUCAUCAUUACCGUGCUUUUCACCUCAAUCGGCGCCCUCUCCUAUGCGGCAUUUGGCUCGCAGACCAAGACGGUCAUCCUGCUCAACCUCGCGCAGGAUAACAAGAUGGUCAACGGCGUGCAAUUAAUCUACUCCCUCGCAAUCCUCCUCAGCACACCCUUGCAACUGUUUCCCGCCAUCCGCAUCAUGGAGAACGAGCUCUUCACACGCUCCGGCAAGUACAAUCCGUACAUCAAAUGGAAGAAGAACAUCUUCCGCUUCUUUCUGGUAGUUGUCUGUGCCCUCAUCGCGUGGGGCGGUGCCGGUGACCUCGACAAGUUCGUGGCGUUGGUGGGGAGUUUUGCGUGCAUUCCGCUGGUCUAUAUCUACCCGCCGAUGCUUCAUUUGAAAGCGGUGGCGAGGACACCGUGGCAGCGCGGCUUGGACUAUACUGUCUGUGCCUUUGGUGUUGUUGCGUGCGUCUACACGACGAUCCUGACCAUCCAGCAAUGGGUGCAAGGCGGUGCGACAAAGCCGCCGGGAUAUUGUGAUUCAUGA
Exophiala aquamarina CBS 119918 is the source of this 2289-nucleotide messenger RNA. RefSeq lists its product as uncharacterized. The transcript has a single exon. Gene Ontology annotation, molecular function: amino acid transmembrane transporter activity. NCBI's taxonomy places the organism in Eukaryota, Fungi, Ascomycota, Eurotiomycetes, Chaetothyriales, Herpotrichiellaceae. The record is from RefSeq and is a predicted model, not a curated record. Gene Ontology annotation, biological process: amino acid transmembrane transport. Bases 1 to 2289 code for a protein of 762 amino acids.